AUGUGGAAGAGGAUCUCCCUGGGUUCCAUGUUAACACCCCAGAUAAGCACUUCAUUAACAUCAGCAGUGUCCUCCUCUAUCACUGCAGUCAUCAGUCAUCAUAGGGACACCUGGGCACGGGACGAGAAAAGGUCCAUAUCCAACAUUGGUUCGGGUGGCUCGCUAUAUAAAUGCAAGGAUAACCCGGAUGCUACUGCGGACUACACCACCAUCAUAGGAGUGGUAGGAGCCGCCGAGAGCAGCAUCUCCCUUCAAGUGGCCAAUCUGUUGAAGCUGUUUUAUAUACCACAGAUCAGCUACUUCUCUACAAGCCCGGACCUCAGCAACAAGGAGAGAUACCCUUACUUCCUGCGCACAAUUCCUUCCGAUGCCUCACAGGCGGAAGUCAUGAUAGAAAUUAUUAAGAAGCUAAGUUGGAAAUACAUCAGCAUCAUAUACGACGCUACAAACUAUGGACUGAAGGGCUUUGUCCGCAUAGGAGAACUGAUCAACAAAGAGGACAGUCUUUGUACGGCGGUCACGUACCAGCUCUCCCAGACUGACCCAGCCACACAUGACGCCGCCAUCAAAGCGCUGGCCAAGCAGAAGAAUGCUAAAGGUGUCAUAGUGUUCGCCAAAUACCCUGACGUCAUCAAGCUGAUGCGUGCUGUGGAGGAGAACAACGUGACGAGCCACUUCAUGUGGAUAGGCAGUGACGGCUGGCAGGAGGCACAACUCGCCAAUAUCGGAGGGUUUCGAGAGGAGCUAGAAGGCGCCAUAACCGUGCAUCCUCUCGCACACACAGUGACAGGGUUCAGCUAUUACUUCAGGAAUCUAAAACCAGAUCACCAGAACACAAACCCUUGGUUCAACGAAUUCUGGGAACAGCAUUUUAAAUGCAAAUUGCCAUCUACCCAACUGUCGUAUUUUAAUAAAGACUAUAAAAAUUGCACAGGACAAGAGAAGAUCAGCAAGGACUUCAUAUUUGAGCCUCGUCUUCAGUUUGUCAGCGACGCGGUGAUGGCGUUUGCACAUGCACUUAAGAACAUGCACACUGAAGUCUGCGGCGGACGGCGGGGGAUAUGCGCUGAAAUGAAUCCCAUCUCAGGCGAAACUCUUCUUUACUAUUUGAAAAAUGUGCAGUUUACAAGUCUCGCUGGUGCAGAGGAAUUCCACUUUGAAAGUAAUGGCGACGGCGCCAAUAGAUAUAUUCUAAAGGCGUACAGACAGCGCUCUCCUGGAAACUUUUCCUGGGAAAACGUUGGUGAAUACGACAAGGGAAUACUCACGAUGGAACCGGACAAACUGAUAUUCAAAAUGAAUUCCACAGACAUCCCCAAGUCCGAGUGCAGCAAGCCGUGCAGUGAGUUCGAGGCCACGCGGUACAUAGCCCUGGACAAGUGCUGCUGGACCUGCCAACCCUGUACGGAACACCAGUAUCUGCCCACGCCACACAAGUGCCAGGACUGCCCCAACGGAACCGAGCCAAAUGCGUUCCGCAACGCGUGCACACCUCUUCCUGAAGUACACCUCAGUUUCAAGAACGGAGUAGCCAUUGGUGCAGUCACGUGCUCCGUGUGGGGGAUCCUGUUUACUUUGUUUGUGAUCUACGUGUUCGUGAGGCACCGGGAUACACCUAUCGUUAAGGCGUCAAGUCGAGAACUGAGCUUUGUUCUCUUGGCCGGGAUUUUGCUUUGUUAUCUUAUGACUUUUAUUAUCAUCGCCAAACCAUCAGGCGUCAUCUGCGGAUUGCAAAAAUUUGGUAUUGGCCUUUGUUUUUCAUUGUGUUACUCAGCACUUUUGACCAAAACCAACCGUAUAGCAAGAAUCUUCGCUGCUGGCAAGCGGACCACAAAAAGACCGAUGUUCAUCAGCCCAAGAUCGCAGCUUAUCAUAUGUGGAGCCAUAGUCUUCAUACAAAUAAUGAUCGACGCCUUAUGGUUAGCAGUUCGCCCACCAGAGGCACGAUACAUAUAUCCAACCAAAUCAGUGAACAUGUUAGUGUGUUUGGCGCACGUUGGAGACGAGUAUAUCAUCGCCUUUAUCUACCCUAUCAUACUGCUCAUUAUAUGCACAGUGUACGCAAUUUUGACUCGUAAAAUUCCUGAAGCGUUUAAUGAAUCCCGAUACAUUGGACUAACUGUGUACACCACUUGUAUCAUAUGGUUGGCCUUUGUUCCAAUAUUCUUCACCACGGCCACAGAUAUUCCACUGCGUAUGUGCAUUAUGGCAUUUGUCCUCGAUCUUAGCGCCACAGUGUCACUGAUGUGCCUGUUUUUCCCACGCUUAUACAUCAUUUUAUUAAAACCGGAAAGAAACGUUAAGCAGGCUAUCAAGAAGAAAAUCAACACGCUUGAAGUGAAAGAGAUGGGUUUUCACAAAGAAAAAAAUUCGUGGUCGCGGGAUUCCGGAAACCAUUCUGAAGGUAAGGGCUUGAUUGGAGGAUCGUCAGUCGAUCGUUUCCUGCAGGAGGCCAAUUGCGUUGAAAGUGAGGCCCAAUGCCGGGAGGGCGUGGCUCAACUAACACAAUCAACUGGGCUUCUUAUCCUUGGGAUAUCCGAUACAUGCCAAACAUUGGCUGGCCCAGAUCUGGACGUUCGCGUGCGUCUAACAAAAAGAAAGGAUUCUUUGAAUAGCGACAUAGAGAAUCCGACUGUGGGCACUCAAACCCCAGCCAACUUUGGAGCAGACAUUACAACUCAGACCGAAGGUGUGUGUGUCGUGAUGGCAAAUAAUGAAUAUGCAAAGAAAAGCUACGUGGAUGCAGCAGUUGCGACCGAUGUGAACACAAUCGCAAUGGAGGAGAAUUCUGACGAAUACGAUUCCGAUAACUCUGACUUUGCCAGCAUACAGUCUGAUAUACAGGAUAUAUCACUCUAAGUCACAGUUGUGUUCUUGUCUCUAGAAAUAGACCUCUCCAUAUCUCAACCUGCAAACAGUCAUUAACGUCUGUUAAGUAAAAAAUAUUAUAUUCUUUCCAAUUUAUUAUUCUGCAUAGCGAACAUUUCAGGGAUAUGUCAAUAUUAAUUGUACAUCUUGUUUGAGUUAGAUUAAAUUUUGUAACUUUUAUGGUAGGAGUAAGUGUUUAAUGUACCGUAAUAUGUGUUGAAAUAGAUUAAAAUUUUGUUUUAUUGUAUAGUAUUCAUUGUUUUUAUUUAAUACCACGUUGUACUAUGGAUCGAGGCAAUGCUUGUGAUUUUCAUAAUAACUGUAAUCGU
This is a messenger RNA of Lingula anatina, 3197 nucleotides long. RefSeq names its product metabotropic glutamate receptor 2. Gene Ontology annotation, biological process: G protein-coupled receptor signaling pathway. The record is from RefSeq and is a predicted model, not a curated record. Lineage: Eukaryota; Metazoa; Brachiopoda; Lingulata; Lingulida; Lingulidae. Gene Ontology annotation, molecular function: G protein-coupled receptor activity. Gene Ontology annotation, cellular component: membrane.